Molecule: messenger RNA, 786 nt
Organism: Aspergillus affinis
Lineage: Eukaryota; Fungi; Ascomycota; Eurotiomycetes; Eurotiales; Aspergillaceae
Product: S-adenosyl-L-methionine-dependent methyltransferase
Exons: 4
Coding region: 1-786 (261 amino acids)
Source: RefSeq, a predicted model, not a curated record
AUGUAUUUGUUAACAUCACGCAGCGAGGCUUUGACUAUGGAUGUGAGAUCAUCGGUUCUGACAUAUCUCCGAGAAAAUGAGAACGUACAUCUUACAGUCGACGAUGGAGGUGCGACUUCCCAUGGAAUACUGGAGAAAGUGACAUUGACCACUGAGGAAGCUAUUUAUCAUGACCAGACGUUGAGUCCCCGAAACAUCGUAUUGGAAGCCGAAGAUGCCAACAAAACCUGGGCAUACGAGCAACAAUUUGACUUCAUCCACUGUCGUCAGCAGCAUCGAACACUGAAUGAACAGUGGUUCUUCGAGCAAAGUUGGAAGUUUCUCCUCCCCGGCGGCUGGCUGGAAAUGCAAGAACUCUGCAACCCACUCCGUUGUGACGAUGGAACUCUCGCCGCUAACAGCGCCCUAUCUCAAUGGGGCCAGUUGCUCGUGGAAGCUUCUAUCAAAAUGGACCGACCAGCCGACAAUCCAACGCGAUAUGCCAAAUGGAUGCGGUCUGCGGGUUUCACGAAUGUGGAGACGGUCGUAUACAAGUGGCCAAUAAAUCCAUGGAGUGAAGACGAGAACGAGAAGCUGAAGGGACUGUGGAAUCUGUACAACGUUCUGGACAGACUGCAUGAGUUUACGAGUAUGUUGCUUACGAAGGUGCUGGGGUGGCGCCAGAAAGACGUCGAUUCCUUGUUGGUGGAUGUGCGCGCUGAGUUGCAGGAUCCAAAUGUGCAUGCCUAUUGGCCGGUGUAUGUCGUUUACGGACAGAAACCACUACCUGAGACAGAUCAGAUCUAG